AAAACUCGCAGCUGAAGUUUGAAGAGUGUCUUCCCGCCCGCGGGGGGGACCGGAGACACCCACCCGUGUGCCGUGGCAGGGACCCAGCAGCCCCCGGCAAUGAGGAGUGAGGGACUGCAGAGGAGCAUCCCUGGGUGACAGCCCCUGGCUGUGAAUAGUCGCUGGAAGAUUUUUUUUUUUUUUUUAUUGUGGCUACUUUUAAAUUUUUUUUUGUAUUUUGUGUGGGUUCCUGGUGUUGUGUGGAAGGCAGCCAGCACCCAGCUCAGGAGGUGACCCCAUGCCACAUCGCCCGUGGGUGGUGAAGCACAGAAGUAGGAGCGCAUUGGCUGGUACGACGAGACAUGGCCCAGCGACCAUGGCGAAGGACGGGGAUGAAGCCUCCUGCCCCGAUGGCCCUUGGGGUGCUGCUGACCCUGACCCUGCUGGCCAUAGCCUGCCUGCCCCCAUCACCAGACCGGUCCCCCCGCCUGCUGCCAGCAUCACCCCCACCAGGCCCCUGGGUGGAGGUGGCCAGUCCCCUCUCUGGAGGACGAGCCCACAGCAGAAGGUCACCCGCACUCCCUGCACACCUGCAGCAGGACCAGCAGCCCAGCCGGGGAAGGAGGCAACGACGAGGGGUGGCUGGGGAGGCUCCCCCAUGGUUCUCCAGUGAUGACCUCCAGAAGAUGCGGCUGCUGGCCAACGGGCAGGUGGUCUCCAAAACCCGCGUCCCAGGCCAUGGACAAGUUCUGCGAGUGGAGCUGCGGGCCGUGGGGAAUGUUGAGGGGGACACCUCACCAACCAGCCCGGAGGAGGACUGCCGGGAUGGACGCUGUGGGCUCAUCAAGCGCCCUGGGGACCUCUACGAGGUGCUGGCCUUCCACCUGGACAGGGUCCUGGGACUGAACCGCAGCCUGCCCGCCGUGGCCCGGCGCUUCACCAGCCACCUCCUGCCCUACAGCUACACUGACGGCUCCCUGCGACCCAUCAUCUGGUGGGCACCUGACGUCCGGCACCUGGAGGAUGCCAACAAUGACCAGAACUCCUGCGCCCUGAGGUGGCUGCAGUACCAGGAGAUGCUGCGUCCCCACAGAUCGACACUGGCAGCUGGGGAUGGUCCCUGCUCCAGCAUCCCACAUGGCGAGUGGAGUCGUCUGGCCCUCUUUGACUUUCUCCUCCAGGUUCAUGACCGCCUGGACCGUUACUGUUGUGGGUUUCAGCCCGAUCCCUCUGAGCCCUGUGUGGAGGAGAGGCUCCAUGAGAAGUGCCGAAACCCAGGGGAGCUGGUGCUGGUCCACAUUCUGGUCCGGAAGAGCUCACCCUCCCGCCUGGUGUUCAUUGACAACGCAGGCAGGCCACAACACCCUGAGGAGAAGCUCAACUUCAGGCUCCUGCAAGGCAUAGACAGCUUCCCGGCGGCGGCGGUGGCCACGCUGCGGUCAGGCAGGUUGCAGAGCCUGCUGCUGGAGUCACUGCGUGUGGACCAGGAGCUCUGGGAGAGCCAAGGUGGCGCCAAGGGCCUGAGACCCCUGCUGCAGACCAUCGACAGGCGGGCACGCAUCCUGCUGAGGUACAUCCAGGAGCACAACCUGACGGUGUUUGAGGACUCACCACGCUGAACUAAGAUCUGGCCAGCAUGGUGUGCCUGCCCUGCAAAUCCCAGCGGCGAUGGAUGUACCUCAUCCCCUCGGCGUGGGCGAUGAGAAACUGUGUGCAGGUGCUUGGCUCUCCAAAAGGCGUUCCCACCCCCUUGUAGGAUGUCCUGGAGAAGGAGAUGGGAUCACAGGGAGCAGGAAAAAGGAGGAGGAGGUAUCACAGAAUCACCAUGGUUGGAAGGGACCUCUGAGAUCAUUGAGAUCGUAUCUCCUGAAACAACCCAUAACUGUUUGAGAAAGACAACUGUUAUCAACUAACGGUAUCAGUAUGGAUUUUCAAAUUUUCCAUGAGAUUUUUUGGGUGCCUUCACCUCUCCACCCCCCACCGCAGAAACUUUGAAUACUUGAGGCUUGGACAGGUUGAACAGCCUACAGCUCCUGCUGGGGCUCCUUGCAGGAGGGCAUCACUGUGGCACCCUCAUGCCCACCCUUGGCACUGUAGGAAGGUGCUGCUUGCUGCCAGCACUCAGGGAACAGCAUUUGAGAGCGUGGGCAUGCACCCUCACCGGGCUUCACAUGGUGAAGACACCGAACCUUUCCACAGUGACCAAAGUGGCACGAUCCACGUUUGACAGACCACAUCCCCCAUGCACACAUUUGCACAGAUACCUACCCAGACCACCCCUCCCCAGGCACACUACUCCUGUUCAGCCUGUUCUUAGCCCCCCCUCAAAGCUGGUGACCCCCAAAUGCCACCCAGGAGCCUGCUCCAGUGCUUUGCAGUCUGCACCCUCCAUAAACUAUGUGCCUUUUUGCUGCAUUUAAGGGCCACUUCUUGAGUGGUCCUUUGUGGCCACAGGACAGCAAAUCAUAGAAUCACAUGGGGUUGGAAGGGACCUCUGGAGAUCAUCUAGUCCAACCCCCCUGCCCAAGCAGUUCCACCUAGAGCAGGUUGCACAGGAACUUGUCCAGGUGGGUUUUGAAUGUCU
Messenger RNA from Calidris pugnax (ruff), 2563 nucleotides. It is a transcript of the gene GASK1A, whose product is annotated as family with sequence similarity 198 member A. The record is from RefSeq and is a predicted model, not a curated record. NCBI's taxonomy places the organism in Eukaryota, Metazoa, Chordata, Aves, Charadriiformes, Scolopacidae. Gene Ontology annotation, cellular component: Golgi apparatus. The transcript has 5 exons. Bases 342 to 1598 code for a protein of 418 amino acids.